UAUGGGACAAACAGAGCUGCUUCCAGCAGUACCUCGUUGAAUACCAGGAAGCUUGAUGAAGAUACAGAGAAUCUUAGUCAUGAGAAGGUUCCGACCGAAUUAAAGAAGGCUAUCAUGCUGGCUCGAAUGGAUAAAAAACUCACCCAAGCUCAACUUGCUCAGGAGAUAAAUGAGAAACCCCAGAUCAUGCAGGAAUACGAAUCUGGGAAAGCAAUUCCCAAUCAGCAAAUCAUAUCCAAACUUGGUGUGAAAUUGCGCGGAAAGAAAUAAGAACGAGCAGUAGGGACAAGAGUGGCCUUUUUGGUAUGUUUAGUGGUGUAAAUGAGCUCUGUGCUAUUGCCUUUCUCUUUCAGUGGUUUUGCCCCACGUAUUAGGAUUCUAAAGAAACAUGCUUGUGAUCUGAUGCUUUUGAAACUUGAUUAUCUCAAUUAUCUUGAAAAAUCGCUGGUGUUUAUGUUGAAAUAAGCCUUUGCUAAGGCAAGAAACAGCUUCUGUUUUUAAUUUUUAUUGAAUAGGAAUAUACGAUCUUGAUUACACAUAGUAGUACUAGUUAGGAAGGAUGAAUAAUAAGUGUUUGCUCUAAAAGUUUUUUUGCUCCAAAUUUUCCACGUUGUUUUCUGUGUCCGUCCAUCGAUGAAGACGAUAUAUUUUUAGUAAUUCAAUUAUAUAUUUCAAUAUUCAUGAAAUACAAUCCUUAAAUUAAACCAUGCCGCGGCUGCGAUCAUGCUGAACACCCAAGCACGAAUCCCGGAGCGGCGGCGACCAAGAACUCCGCCUCCUGCCGCAGCUUCAUGAUGCUCUUGAUGGUCUUCAGCCGAAGAUCCUCGGCCUUGUCGACAAUGUCGCCGGUCUCUCCAUCUUGACGUUUCCAACCAUUCCAGUCGUCUCAUCCUGCAAAAAUGGCA
This is a messenger RNA of Salvia splendens (bonfire salvia), 905 nucleotides long. RefSeq names its product multiprotein-bridging factor 1a-like. The annotation marks the transcript as partial. Gene Ontology annotation, molecular function: DNA binding. Gene Ontology annotation, cellular component: nucleus. Lineage: Eukaryota; Viridiplantae; Streptophyta; Magnoliopsida; Lamiales; Lamiaceae. The record is from RefSeq and is a predicted model, not a curated record. The transcript is spliced from 3 exons.